CUUGGUGCUAGUCAGCAGUCAUUUUAUUUGACUUCAUAUUUUUCAUCUUAAAAGCCAAAGAAGAAUGGAGAAACCUGUGGUAAUACUCAUUUUUACAACUGUAAUUAUGAGUCUUGAAUGCCUAGUACAAUCAGAUGCCUCUACACAUCGGUAUAAAAGUGGAGAUGAUGUUCCUUUCUAUGCAAACAAGGUUGGCCCAUAUUCUAAUCCCAGUGAAACUUAUGCUUAUUUCGAUCUUCCAUUUUGUCAACCAGAUAAUUUGUCAAAGAAGAAAGAAUCUUUUGGUGAAGCAUUGAAUGGAGAUCGCCUUACAUUUGCUCCAUAUAAGCUCGAGUUUUUAGCGGACAAAGAUGCCAAAGUUAUAUGUAAGAAAAGGUUGACAAAGGAGGAAGUUGCACAAUUCAGAACCGCUGUUGCACUUGAUUACUACGUCCAGAUAUACUAUGAUGACUUGCCAAUAUGGGCGUUCCUUGGGAUGGUCGAGAAGGACGGAAUUGAUGACCCUAAUGAGUACAGAUAUCACAUUUUUACAUUUUAUCAAUUUGAAAUUUACUACCACAAGGACCAUGUUAUUGAAAUCCUAGUUAGAGCCGAUCCAUCUUUUACAGCUGAUGUAACAAAUGAUGAGGGAGUUGAUGUAGAAUUCCUGUACACAGUGGUGUGGAAGGAAACUAACGCCCCAUUUGAAAAGAGAAUGGACAAAUACAUGAGCUCUUCUUCUCUGCCCCAUCACUUAGAAAUUCACUGGUUCUCCAUUUUAAACUCACAUGUGACAAUUUUCAUCUUGAUGUCAUGUAUGGAAGCAAUUUACUUGCGAGUCCUGUGGAAAGAUAUUUAUAAUCUUGCACGGGAUGAAGAAUUUUCUGAUAACCAAGAAGAAACUGGGUGGAAAAGCCUCCACGGCGAUGUCUUCCGGUAUCCAAAGUGCAAGUAUUUGCUUUCUUCAGCACUUGGUUGUGGAACACAGAUGUUGGCAGUCGUGGUGGUCACUCUAUGUUUAGGCAUGCUUGGUGUUUUUCAACCGUAUGAUCGAGGAGUUUUGCCCACUGCUUUGGUCAUAAUAUAUGCAAUAACUUCUGCAGUUGCUGGAUUUUCGGCUGUAUCUUUUUAUCAUCAGCUCGAAGGAAGCAACUCGCUAAGAGUUAUAUUGCUGACGGGAGGAAUAUUCUCUUGCCCCUUGUUGCUAACCUUUUUCUUCCUUAAUACUGUUGCAUUCAACUAUGGGUCUACUGCAGCACUUCCUUUGGGCACAAUUGUGGUUAUACUUCUCCUCUGGGUUUUGCUAGCAUUACCGUCACUUGUGUUAGGUGCGAUUUCUGGGAAGAGAAUAAGGUCUGAGUUUCAAGCUCCUUGUCACACCACAAAGUGUCCUCGUGAGGUUCCCCCACAGCAUUGGUACAGGCGUGUCAUAACCCAAAUGGCAAUGGCAGGACUUUUGCCUUUUGCUGUCAUCAAUAUUCAGCUAUAUUACAUAUUUGCAAGUGUUUGGGGUCACAGGAUAUACACAGUAUAUAGCAUUCUUUUCGUUGUGUUCAUUCUCCUUCUGAUUACAACUGCUCUUGUCUCUAUUGCUAUGACAUACAUCCAACUUUCCGCUGAAGAUCAUGAAUGGUGGUGGAGGUCUUUUCUUUGUGGUGGAUCGACUGGCUUGUACUUAUUUGGUUAUUCCAUCUACUAUUACUUUUCACGGUCAGACAUGAAUGGUUUCAUGCAAACCUCAUUCUUCUUUGGAUAUAUGGCUUGUGUUAGUUAUGGUGUCUUCCUCAUGCUAGGCACUGUUGGCUUUCAUGCCUGUUUGCUAUUUGUCCGUCUUCUGUAUGGCUAUAUCAAAUGUGAAUAGCUGGUUGCUUUCAGGAACAUCCUUAGCUUGUUUGGAAAAAGUAUGUAUUCAUGCCAUAUUUAGGAGGCUGUUCUGAUCAAAGGAGGCCACAAUGUUCCUUUAAUGUAACAACAAAGAGAUUUUCUUAUUCAAAGUUUCAUCAA
Molecule: messenger RNA, 1983 nt
Organism: Solanum stenotomum
Lineage: Eukaryota; Viridiplantae; Streptophyta; Magnoliopsida; Solanales; Solanaceae
Product: transmembrane 9 superfamily member 4-like
Exons: 7
Coding region: 65-1840 (591 amino acids)
Biological process (GO): protein localization to membrane
Cellular component (GO): membrane
Source: RefSeq, a predicted model, not a curated record